Messenger RNA from Linum trigynum, 204 nucleotides. NCBI's taxonomy places the organism in Eukaryota, Viridiplantae, Streptophyta, Magnoliopsida, Malpighiales, Linaceae. The record is from the annotation of a GenBank genome assembly.
AUGACACGAAAGGAGCAGGGAAACGAGGCGGCAGACUAUGGUCGAAAUCGAAUGGAGGCAGAGCGGUGGAGAGGGAUUCAGAGUCAGAGAACAAAGGCGAGGUCGCGGAGUGGAGGCGGCGUCGGCAUCGGACAUGGAGAAGGGUUGGGACAUGCGUGGUUUCAUCCCACACCACUUCUGGACGCCAGUAUUGGUAUACCGUGA